Molecule: messenger RNA, 3629 nt
Organism: Ipomoea triloba (trilobed morning glory)
Lineage: Eukaryota; Viridiplantae; Streptophyta; Magnoliopsida; Solanales; Convolvulaceae
Product: protein WEAK CHLOROPLAST MOVEMENT UNDER BLUE LIGHT 1-like
Exons: 3
Coding region: 165-3293 (1042 amino acids)
Source: RefSeq, a predicted model, not a curated record
UAUUUUUUAUUUUUAAAAAAUUUUAUAUAACAACGAAAGAGAGUCAGAGACACCCAGACACAGAGGCGGAUUGAUUUCCAGCGCCAGAAUUUUGACUUCUCUGUGGUGCUUCCACUGAUUCCUGGAUUCUCGUCACAACUUGGUUCACCUUAGCUGUUUCUUGAAUGGAGGAUGUGAAAAGUAUGCAGGAAUAUGCUCCGUCGGAAUGCUCUAUUGUAUCUGAGGAAUGGGCAAACAGUGCAUCUGAAACGAGCGAAAACAUCAAUGGAAAAACGAGCCAUGAAUUGCAAGCUUCAGCAGCUUCAGAUAGUUGUAAAGUCGAGCACGAUGGUGGGUACCUGGAAGAGGAUCAAUCUUCUCCAUCGGGAAAUUUGAUUCCAACUUCUCCGGUCAAAGAAAGCGAAACGGGUAAAACAUUCGAAACUGAAUCUCCCCAAAAUAGGGCUCUACUUGAGGUGGAAGCAUUACUUCCACUAACAGAGAAUCCAGAACCAUUGGAGCGCCGCAGAGAUGAAAAUUCUACGGCUCUCCCGGAAUCCCUUCCUUUGCCUGUCUUAGAUGCAAAGCCAAGCGAUUUCGGUUCUCUCCCCGGUGCUGAUAGCCAACCAAAUAGUAUUUCUGAUGAGCCUGCAAUUUCACGAGAUGCCUCACCUUUGUUACCCGGUCAUUCAGACACGUUGAAACUUCCAGAAGAACAUAUAUCUGUCCUGCCAAAUCAGUCCGAAACAGGAGCCACGGUUGCUUCAGAGUUAUCUAGAGAUGUUAGUUCUCCUAACAGUACCGGAAAUGGUGCCGACACACCAUCCGCCUCAUCCCAUACAGCAAGAGAGGCCGAGAAUGACAAUAAUUCAGAAAAAAGCGCCAAUGAUGGGUUAGAGCAAUCUACAGAAGCAAGUCCUCACAGCGUUACCAAAAAUGAUGCCGAUACAUGUCUGACCUCAUCCUGUGAAGUGGAAGGGACCGAAAGUGCUGAUCACUCGGAAACGAGGACAAGCGAUGCUUCAGAGCUAUCCAAAGAGGCUAUUUCCUCUACGAGUACCAAAAAUGGUGCAGAUACACCAUUUGCCUCAUCCCCUCAAGUGAGCAAGGACGAGAGUGGGAGUCAGUUAGAAAGAAGUGCCAAUAAUGCAUCAGAAUUAUCGAGAGAAGUUAGUUCUCAAAGCAGUGAUAAAAACAAUGCUGGUACAGAUUCUACUUCACCCCCUCAAGCGAGAGAGACUCAAAGUGGAAGUAAUUUUGUGACAUCAGGUCACGGUGGCCAGGCUCUAGCAAAACUUUCCAACCUCUUUUUUAAAACCUCAGCCCCUAGCCCUUCCAAACAGCCCGAAAAUGCUCAAAUUGACACAGCAGCGCCUUUUGAAUCAGUGAAGCAAGCUGUUUCUAAAUUUGGUGCCAUUGUUGACUGGAAAGCUCAUAAAGCUCAGACUAUGGAGAGACGAAAGUUUAUUGAUCAUGAACUACUUAAAGUGCAUGAAGAUAUUCCAUUGUUAAAAAAACAGUGCGAAGAUGCUGAAGAGGCAAAAGUGCACGUUUUGAAGGAGUUGGACAGCACUAAAAGACUAAUUGAAGAAUUGAAGCUUAACCUCGAGAGAGCAGAAAUAGAGGAGCAACAAGCAAAACAGGAUUCCGAGCUUGCAUUGCUCCGAGUGGAAGAGAUUGAGCAAGGAAUCACAGAUGAGGCUAGCGUUGCCACCAAAGUGCAGCUUGAGGUAGCUAGAGCCAGGCAUAUAGCUGCCGCAUCUGAGCUGGAAAGCGUGACGGCUGAAUUGGAACAAAUCCGGGUAGAUUAUACUCUAAUGGAGUAUGAUAGAGAUGCAUGGGUAAAAAAGGCAGAGGAAGCCGUUUUGACUUCCAAAGAAGUCGAGAAGACCGUGGAGGAUUUAACUAUCGAGCUUAUAACCUUGAAGGAAUCCUUAGAUGCUGCACAUGCUGCGCAUUUGGAGGCCGAGGAACACAGACUUGGAACAGCAAUGGCGAGAGAGCAAGAUAUUCUAUACUGGGAGAAAGAAGUCAAGCUGGCAGAAGAGGAGCUCGAGAAGACAAACCAGCAGAUUGAGUCUGUAAAGGAUCUCAAAUCAAAUUUAGACUCUGCUUCGGCCUUGCUGCAAGAUCUGAAAGCAGAAUUGGCCAGUUAUAUGGAAUCAAAUCGGGAAGCAGAAACUGAUAGAGGAAACUCAAAAGGUGAGUUGGCAGAACCAGAAAUGAAGACUCAUUUCGAAAUGCUAGCAGCAGUGGAGUCAGCGAGGAAGGAACUCGAAGAAGUGAAGCAUAAUUUAGAGAAAGCCACGGACGAAGUGAAUUGCUUGAAAGUGGCAGCCACUUCAUUGAAGUCGGAACUGGAAAAGGAAAAGUCGGAGAUUUCCACCAUUCAGCAGAGAGAAGGAAUGGCAUCAAUCGCGGUUGCAUCUCUCGAAGUCGAGCUAAACAAGACCAAGUCAGAAAUUGCCCUCGCACAGAUCAAAGAGAAAGAAGCUAGAGAAAGGUUGGCGGUGCUUCCGAAACAACUGCAAGAGGCAGCACGAGAGGCAGACCUCGCAAAGUCGGUUGCUGAAACAGCUCGUGAAGAGCUGAGAAAAGCAAAGGAGGAAGCAGAGCAAGUGAGUGCUACAGCUAGAACCAUGGAAAGUAGAUUACUUGCAGCUCGAAAGGAGAUCGAAGCUGCAAAAGCUACAGAGAAAUUGGCAGCAGCAGCUAUGAAUGCACUGGAAGAGAGUGAAUCAGCUCAAGGUGAGGGUUCAAAAACUGGAGUAACAGUUUCUUUAGAAGAAUAUUAUGAGCUGAGCAAGAAGGCCCACAAGGCAGAAGAGCAAGCUAAAAUGAGGGUGGCUGCUGCUCUCUCUCAAAUUAAGGUAGCCAAGCAGUCUGAGAUGAAAAGCCUGUAUAGGCUGGAGGAAGUUAAUUCUGAGUUAUCUGUAAGAAAGGAGGGUCUACGAGUUGCACUAGAGAAGUCCGAGAUAGCCAAGAAAGGGAAGAUGGCUGUAGAACAAGAGCUGAGAAAAUGGAGGUCAGAGAAUGAGCAAAAACGAAAAGGCACUGAAUCUAAUCCAGUAGCAACUCCACCACUUACCCCGAGAUCAGGUGAAUCAAAACCGGACUUUGCCUUUAGACUUCACCAUAGGUUUAGCCCAAACGGACAUAAGAAUCCAAGCAACCCGAAAGAAUCAUCUAUUGUGCAAGAAAGCAAACCUGAUUCAUCUAAUGACGGGAAGAACUCGAAGAAAAAGAAGAAAGCAAUCCUACCACGGAUCUUCAUGUUCUUAUCCAAAAAGAAAGUACCGUCUAAGUCUGCAUGAUACUCUCUGCAUACAGAAUCAAGACAUAUCACCUCUCUUUUUGGGGCCUUUCCAGAUCAAAAGGAUAAGCUCUUGAAAAACAUUGAUUGUACAUGCUUUGCAUUGUUUUUGUGUACAAUAAUCUUUUUAUUUUCACACAUUAAAAGGCAAAGUAGCUGGUACAUUGCCUUAAGGGAAUAAGUUCAUUACAUGUUUGGUUGGGAAAGGGUAAUAAGGCUUUUUUGUAGUUACAUUGUGCUUCUUAUAGUGUAUAUAUUCCUGCAAGUUUUGUAAAGAUUUCAGAAGGUUCCUUGUUUUUCUUUCUAUAAAACUUGUACGCCUGUCAAUUUUAUAUCA